AUGGCUCUAAAAUUGCAUGCCGCAAUUAAUUUAAGCUUGCAAUUGAGCCCAUCUCCCACAUUAUUUGCACCAUCAUUUUCUAAGCCUCAAAAACUCCUCAAAUCAUCAGUCAAAAUUACCACUCAUGUUUGUCAAUCCUCACUAGUUGAUGAACAACAACAACAAAUUUCAUUCAAUGAGCAAGAAAAUCAGCUGAUAAAUGCCCUUAUUGGAAUCCAAGGCAGAGGAAAAUCAGCAUCACCCCAGCAACUCAGUGAGGUGGAACAUGCAGUGAAAGUUCUUGAAGGUUUACAAGGAGUAUCUGAACCUACAGACUCAGAUUUAAUCGAAGGUCGGUGGCGAUUAAUGUUUACAACUAGACCUGGGACAGCAUCUCCAAUUCAGAGAACAUUUGUUGGUGUUGAUUUCUUUAGCGUAUUUCAAGAGGUAUACCUUCGGACAAAUGAUCCUCGUGUGUCCAACAUUGUAAACUUCUCAGAUGCUAUAGGCGAGCUAAAAGUGGAGGCAGCAGCAACAAUUGAAAAUGGAAAAAGAAUCCUUUUCCAAUUUGACAGAGCAGCCUUUUCUUUCAAAUUUUUACCAUUUAAGGUUCCAUAUCCGGUUCCGUUUAAGCUUCUUGGUGAUGAAGCAAAGGGUUGGCUGGACACCACAUACUUGUCUCCAUCUGGAAACCUUCGCAUCUCGAGAGGCAAUAAGGGCACCACAUUUGUGCUGCAAAAGAAAACUGAACCUAGACAAAGAUUGCUGUCAGCAAUUUCCACAGGAACUGGAGUUCUAGAGGCAAUCAAUGAGUUCAUAAAGUCAAAUGAGAACGUCGAAAAAGAUGAAAUGGAACUACUCGAUGGAGAGUGGCAGAUGAUAUGGAGUUCGCAGAUGGAGACAGAUAGUUGGAUAGAGAAUGCUGGCAAUGGUCUAAUGGGCAAGCAGAUUGUCACAAAGAAUGGACAAUUAAAGUUUAUCGUCGACAUCUUGCUUGGACUCAGAUUCUCCAUGACAGGAACAUUUGUGAAAUCAAGCCCCAACACAUACGAUGUUAAAAUGGAUGAUGCAGCCAUCAUUGGUGGCAUGUUUGGACUCCCAGUAGAGAUGGAAACCAAGAUUAACCUAGAGUUGCUAUACAGUGAUGAUAAAAUCAGAAUUAGUCGAGGGUACAAAAACUGUGUGUUUGUGCAUGUUCGAACUGAUGGAACAAAGCAGAAAUAA
Dovyalis caffra is the source of this 1203-nucleotide messenger RNA. The record is from the annotation of a GenBank genome assembly. Lineage: Eukaryota; Viridiplantae; Streptophyta; Magnoliopsida; Malpighiales; Salicaceae.